UAGCGGCCAUGAAAGGAAACGUCAACCAGCAGCAAGCCAGCUUUUCUCUGCAGCAGAUCUGGAUCUGAUUCUGGUUCUGACCGCAGCUCCUCCUCAUCUCCCUGCACAACCAGAGCCGUCUGUGUACGUGAACACCGCAGCCUGGCAGCCGUCAACCCCGCACGCCGUCAGGGCAUGAAGCGGCCGUGAAGGCUCCGUUGUCCCGCUGAACAUCCAGGGAGCAUCCGCAGCUGAUUCCCGGGAGAUCGGAGAGGAGGCGGAGGGAGCACUGCAGCAGACAUGCCGGGCCUGGUCAUCAUCACGCUGAUCGCUCUCCUGUCCAGCCCAGAAACUUUCACACGUGGGUCAUCCCAGCGUGUCAUACCACUCAGACUUCCGCUGGCUCCUCUGCUUCCAAGUGAAGCCCAAGCCCAGUCACGUUUAAUCCAGGAAUUAGUCAGAACCAAGCGCCACUCAGCCCGUGAGUUAGUCCGUGCUCAGCCUCAUUUGGUUCAUGACAUGGGCUGGCCGGAGAUCCAUGAAACGUCCCGCUCACAAACCAAGGUGGAGUCAGCGAAUUCCUCUGCACUGAACUAUCCCCCCUCCGUAAACCAGGAUGUAGUCAGGACCCAUGCUGCAGUGGAUGAAAGCCUGGAUGUGGAAGAUGUGAUGGAGCAAAUGAUUCACUUGGCGGUCCCGCUGGAUGCAGAGAACAACAGAAGACACCUAGAUCCCACCGAGUCAGGUGGGCCAGGAGCCGGCGAUACCUCCCAGGAGGCUUCUGGCUUCGAUGGGAUGGACACAGAGGACAGAGAGAGAGGAGAAGAAGGAGAAGAGGACCAAGACAGGAGAGGAGGGGAGGAGGAAAGGGAGAGAUUUGUAGAAGACAGAGAGAGAAGAGAAGGAGAUGUUACAGAGGAGGAAGAUGAGAAGGAACAAGGAACAGAUGAACACAGCGUCUCAGAAGCCUUGGAAGUUAAUCACACAACACCAGAUCUGGAUGCUUUAAUCGGCUACACGUCCUCUUUCCAUCCAUCCAAGGAGCCCAGCAGGCCCUUUCUAACCGAAACACAUGAUUACAGGCAUCAAGAGCUUCGUGGUCCCCCAGUCUUGGAGAUGAGUCCUUUAGAGAAAGAUCUGCGGACAGCGGAGAAAGACGAAGACAUUCAGUCCAGUGGCUACGGAGUCCUCCGUUCCUCAGUCACUGCAGCUCAAACAUCUACACCUUCUGCUGCUCCUGCUGAUCGAGCUGUUUCUGCAGCCACUGAUGGAACGGCCACUCCAGAGACCGGCACAGGAACUGACUUUGGACUUCUGGGAAGUUAUACAAAAGAUGAAACAGAGGAGGAAGAAACAGGUCUGUCACAGGCAGGCAUAAUUACCCAGAAUCCCACGGCUCCAGAGGUUGGAUUGGCACCCAGCAGAGAACCUCUGCAACCUAGUUUGGAGCAGGAGGAACACUGGGAAGAAGAUGAACAUGAUCUAAAAGAUAAAGGUGAGGAGAUGGAGAAUGAAAAGAUGGAGAAAGAGGGAACAAGUUUCAGAGGAAUCAUCCCGCUCACCACAGAUCCUUCUCCCACAACUGGCUUCACUAAGACAGAGUUUGAUCCCAAUCAGGAGGAUCCGCGGCAGGUAGUUUGUUUAAACUGGAGUGAGCUGGCUGGACGUGGCUAUGUGAUCCUCAACAUGACGAAGAACAUGAACUGUGAGGAGUUUCGCGUGUGCCAGGGAGUCCAGCUGUUGAAGAUCAUUGAGCGGGAGUUUGCACGCAGAAUGAACAGCCCUGAAGGAUCAUGGGUACUUUACCUCAGCAAGCCAACGCACCAGCAACACCAGCUGCUGAUGAACGUGGCCUCUGGACAUGGAGUCAUUGCUACUCAGGAGGUCCUGGACAUGUUGGGAGAGAUCGGGAAAAACCUCAAUAAGGUGGGAAUCCAGAACUACAGCGCAGCGACCAGUUGUCAGUCUCGGCCCAGUAAGACUCGCAGCGACUACGGUAAACUGUUUGUGGUUCUUGUCAUCAUCGGCUCUGUCUGCAUGGCAAUCAUCACGUCUGGGUUCAUAUACAUCUGCUGGCAGAGACGACUGCCAGCAGUGAAGAGCAUGUUUCCUGCAGAGGAGCUUCACUCUGUGGAGAAUGGUUACCAUGACAACCCCACCCUGGAUGUGACCAACGACAGCCAGGCUGAGAUGCGGGAGAAGAAGCCGAGCACCAACGGGCUCACGGGGGCGGGAGGAGGAGGAGGUGCAGGAGGAGGAGCGGAGGACAGCAGUCGCUGGCAGGCGUUCGUCAACCAGGCAGUGACUGAGGAUGAUGAAGAGGAGCAGGACACACAUCUCUGAUUGAGGAAGAGGAGAUUUGUUUAAUUGAAUGAUAAGUGGAGUCUAGAAGAAAGAUCACUGUGAUGACAAAGGGGAAGGAAAAUGAAGAGUGGAGAAGAGUAGCAGUGACUGAAAAUAUGAGGGGCUUAACUGGAGGAGUCACUGAGGUCAACAUCAAUAUUAAACAUUAAACAUUAAAGCUGCAUCGAGCAUUGAGAAUUUAUCCGAAUCACAUCAAAGCUCUUCUGUUUAGUGUGCCUUAAGCUUUCAGCUUGUAGGACUGAGGCUGCACGAGACUAAUUCACAGUUAGCUACAAAUCAUCUCUCUGCACCUGCAAGCUUUCGGGCAGCUUCAACAGCUCAUGUUUCUGCAGCAGAAUGUAACUGAAUGGAUUGUUUGGUUUGCAUUUUACAUUUUUAGCAUGAUCUUACCAAAAAAGUUAUUGCAGUUAAAAAAACCAAACAGCCUCUAAAGUUGUCACAAUGGUGCACAAAGACAGUGGAUACAGAGAGUGUACACAUCCCUGUUUAAAUGCCGAGUUGUUGCAAAUCAUAUUUAAAUCUUUUUCCAGCUUUAACGUGACAUACUAAAAAGCAUGCGGGCCCUUAAACUAAUACUUUGUAGAAUCCUCUUUCCAAUAUUUAGUGUUUUUGUGUUCAUACCUGCCAUGAUUACAUGCAGAUUAGCCAGAAAUAGGAUUUAGCCAUUCUACAAGGAUUUUUGAUUUGUUUACUUUCAGCAAUUAGCUAAAGCCAGAGUUUGCAGAGAGGUCACAACAUAACUAAAGGUUCUUGUGGUUCAGGAGAAGGACACUCUAAUAAUAAUAAUAUAAUAAUCCCACAGUAUUACACACAAUGUCACAAUGACGACAGCCAUCAGUAACUGGGGGAACUCUGGGACGCCAGUGACAUUACUAAAACUAGACUUUUUGAUUAAAAAUCUAGGCAAUUACUGGUCAGGGGGGCUGAAAGAACUGUGCAGUUUAUAUCAGACAUUUUCUAGCACGUAGUCUACUGGAUCUGUUCUCCCUAUGUCAACAGUCUCCUGUUUUUACCAUAUGUCCUGAUUCAUCUCCUGGUCCACUCCGCUGUUUAAAGUCUGUGAGAACUGCAGGAUCCAUUAGGACUCUCUGCAGACCUCCGUGUGCAGCACAGAUUUUUGUGGCUGUGUGCGCUCGGCAGGGACAAUAACACUCCCAGCCAGAGGGGGGCACCAACACACAGAAGGUAAAAGGAGACAACGGGUCAGAUCACGAGCAAAAGAGGAAAAUUAGCAGUGUUUUUUUCUUCUCCUCCUCUGAGUAGACGUAUAAACCAGAAUAUUAUUGCCCCAUAAGAAGGUGGUAUAUGUUGUGUUUGAUAAAACUAAACUUGGACUUUUGUGCCACAGUUCCAAAAGUUAGGUUUGUCACAAAAACAUACAUGUCAGUUUGGACCCAAAACCUUCCAGUGUCUGCUAGAUAGUUGAUUCUUUACAGUCACUACAAGUCCAACCACAAUCACCAACAGAAUGAUUUCGCCAGAAGAAAGUCAGUCUUAGAACAGUCGAGUAAGAGUCCAGAUUUAGGUUUCACCAAAGUUCUGUGGGUAACAUCGCAACCUGGCAGAUCUGGUGCACGGUUGCAAUACAGAGUGGACAGAUAUUGCCAAGUCAAGCUGAGUUUUCUGUUGAAUUGUACAUGAUAUACAGUAUGUCACAAUAAAGGGGUAAGAGAUUUUUAAUUGAUGCAUCAUGUCUCACUGUUGCAUCUUAAAAUUCUGCCAUUUUAACAGGUGAGUGGACACUUUUAGAUCCACUGUGAGGUUUAAUAAUGCAACUCUUUAAAAAAAACUACCGUAUGCUCUUUUAUUACAGUAAUUUUAAUAACGAUUUGAAUGUGACACGGUUGGGAGAAUAGUCGCUGUUAACCAAGCAUCGCUCACACCAGCAAGAAUGUCUCUAAACGUCCGACAACAGUGACUUCUCCAUAGUUCCGAAGAGCAGGUUUCACCUCUGUCAACUGAAAGAAAUGUUUGGCACUUUAUUGAUUCAUUUUGAAAGAACGACCUCUGAGACGCUGCAUCAUGCUUAACGUACCACACAGAAACUGGAUUAUGAUAUGUUUGCUUUUAGUAGGGUUUUUAACUGCUGAGGAUGUUUACUGUUCGCUCUGUAACACGUCACAUGAAGCUUUACCUGUGCUCUGUUAGCCUGAUGUGCUUUUAUAAAUAGUGCUGGAAUGGUCGCUUUAGUUUGCUCCUGACUUACUGUUGAGGCUGUGACACAUCGCCAACAUUCUUGUCCAAAAGCAUGAAUACAUAUAUAUACACUCACAUAUAUAUGUAUAUAUAUGCCGUAGCUGUAAUGUCUAGGUUGAGCCAUCAAACCCUAGUUCCUGUUGAGUCUUUGGUUUGUAUUGAUUAAACUCAGAGCCUGGGACGCGCUGCAGUCAUUUUCACGUCAUGCCAUAACAGGCUUCAGUCAGAAAUGUAAUAAUUGACUUUUUAAGGUGCAGUUGUGCCCUCCUUAUUACAAGUGAGUCACUGUAGUCGUAUUCUGGGCUUAGCUGAUAAUGUCCUCAGUCAGAAGACUGUACUUUAUACCAGCUGCAAGCAGUGGGCAACUGCUCUGGUGGCCAAAAUCAAACAAACAUCAAUCUUUAAGACACAGAAACAUUGUCCCCGAAGAUCCUUUUCCUAAAUAAGGACUGCUGCACAUUGGAUGUGUUGUGUUAAGGUGUGCCGAGACAGAACAGAUCAAAGUGUUUCAGCUGUGGGUAGUUUUUUUUUUUUUUAACCUGGUUAAGUAGAACAGUUGCAGGUUGCUGUUCUGUGGUGUACCGGAGGACAGCCAGAUAGUGCCAUUGUUGGUUAUUAUGGGUAAAAUGUAUAGAUACAUAUUUUUCUAAUGCAGCCAUUGGGUUUUGCCUUUGAAGGGUUUAUUCACUUUGUUGAAAUGUCAUUUCUAGAGCACUAAUAUGAGUCAGGAUUUCUAAGAUGAGUUUUGCACAAAAAACACAGAAUUCUGUAUCAGUUGUCACCACAUGGAGUUGUAUUUGAAAGGGGUCCUGAUUAGUAUUCUUCCAAACUUGAAGGUCUUUUAAAAUCUUACUUUCAACUUUGGCUGCUUUUUCAAUCCAUUAACAGUCCUGUGCCUGAAUAUCUGAAGAUCUAAAUAUGAAGAAACUGAGUGCAUUUUGAAAAACAUUAAGUCCUUUCAGGUUUUUGAAGAUUGUGUGUUUUAUUAGGAUGAAAGGUAUACAAUUUAACGUGCUACUGCGUACGGAAGAAGUAAUUUAUUUUUGCUUUGAUGUUUCUAUCAUGUUUUCCCUUUGUAUACUCAGUGACCAUCUGGGGCUGAAGGUUCAAUGCUCUAUACACAGACCAUGAGUGGCCCCAAGUGGUCAAAUAAAUUAAUUAGCUGCAUAUUUUAGAAAAUAAGUCCAACUUCACUACAGAGUCAGUCCCUUCAAGCAUUCGGCAUGCUGAGGUGAGUACAAACCGGGCAUCUGCAUAGCUUAGCAAGAGAUUAAGUGACUUUAUUAUGAGGUUAUUACUGCAACAAUUGCGUAACAUUUAUAUCAGUUUUGUAUCAGUGGUGCAUAUGUGGAGUAAAUAUGGUUCCCACAGAAUCCAUGGCAACCUGACUUGGCUGGAGAUCGCAAUGCUCACAUAAUCAAAUUCAGAAAGGCAAAGCUGAAAUGUUAUUGGCUUAAAGCUAAGCAUCUCCGCACACAUUGCAAGGCAGUUAUUGGAAUAGUAUGUUGGGGUAUAAAGCCUCUUAACUCUGAUCCGUAAUAGACAACUUGGUAAAGAGGUGGGGCUCUGUGUUAGCAACACCCUGCCACUCAUUUCUUUUACCAAAGAUGGAUUUUUCAUACUCCUUAAAGACAUGACCUGCUGGAGAUAGAGUUAAGACCCCAAACUAUUCAUACCUCUGGCACAUUUAGGUUUAAAGUAACCUUUUAAUUUCACCAACAUGUUUCUUUUGACUGGCAGUAAUAUUACCAUUUUGGAGCAGCCCAACCAGAGUCUCAGCUGUCAAAUCUGAAAGAGUCUCUGGAGGAAACUAAAGAUUAGUGUGAUGGCAAGGAGGCCCUUAAACAGCAAAGACAUGGAGGUCAUCCCCAAAGAGAAAUUAUCAAAAUACCAGUGGAAACAUGAAAAAGGCUGCUCGGCAAUUAUAAAGAAGGUUUGAUUGUUGUAAUGACAAUAACGAAUUUUUCAAUUGAUUAUUAAAAAUGGUAUAAAUAAUAUUUACAAUAUUUUUUUCUGAAUUGCUACUCAAUUACUUACCUCAUUGGAUUGCAUGUUGAGAGAUGCCUGUCUUAGCUUUCAAGCUGAAAAUAAUGUAAAAUCUAAUUCUACCAGGGGUAUGAAUAACUGUGGACCCAUCUUGUUUGGUGUCUUCCACUCUUUUGAGCACAUGGUGUCAUGCUCAGGUACAAUAAUGGAACUGAAACUUGGUGAAGAGCAGCCAAAAUCCAAAAAUAAAUAUUCAGGCCUUCAGAAAGCCUGAAGAAAACUUGAUCAGGAUCAUUUUGAAAUACAUUAAGAAAGUCCGGCUGUUUGGAAAGAAAAUAAAAAGAAAUGAGUGGGGCUUUAAAACAUUUUUAUAGUUUUUUAUCUUGCUUUCAUAAAUCAUUUCAGUUACUUUGGUCACAUUAAGUCACAAAGUGAGGCUCAAGUCAUUGAGGAUAACACAGACCCUUUAUUAAACUGACAUGGCCUUAAAUCUCAUAGUGCUAAUCAUAUUGUUAUUUCGGCCCUUUGUCUUCAUAUAUUCUACUGUAAGCUGGUUGCAUAUGGUCAGAGAAGAAUUAGUAUUAGUAAGGCAUUAAUGGAAUAAGAGCAAGUUUGAACCUAUUUAUACAACUGCCUGCAGUGUAGAUCGGCCAUGUUUAGAGCACCAAGCUCAGCUCAUCAGUCAUGCUAAUUACCAGUAAGGGAGAACAAAGGAGCAUGCAGCUUUCAGCACGGCAGCAAACGCCAAAUAACAAAUUAAACAGCUGGUGUUGCUUUUUUUCUGUUUAAAGCUGUUUGUAUAAAAUCUGUUUUCUACUAGUUUGAUCCUGAUUGGUUUAAUUUGGAUUUUCACAUAUAUUUGCAGUUUAUAGGGUUGCAGGUAUUUGGGCAUUCAAUUGUAGCAAAAAUAAACCAACUCAAUGUAAUGUUGAUGUCAGAUUAUCUUUUUAUGUAUCUGUUAUUUUGUUUAGUUGAUUAAUUAUUAAUCUGUGUUUUAUUAUGCUUUUUGAUUGCCAAUCAUUCUCCUGUUCAUCGCCAGUAUAACUGUAAAAAUACAUUUAGAGAAAAAUGAAUGGUGGUGUUUUCUCUCUCUCUCUGAAAUUUCUAACAUAUAUAUUAUUUUGGUUUUGUUAUUGUCUGUUUAGUACAUAAUACAACCUGAACAAUAAAACAUUAAAAUAAAAUCUUUUCUGAUACCAGAUCAAA
Messenger RNA from Girardinichthys multiradiatus, 7731 nucleotides. RefSeq names its product podocalyxin-like 2 (gene podxl2). The record is from RefSeq and is a predicted model, not a curated record. Bases 280 to 2322 code for a protein of 680 amino acids. NCBI's taxonomy places the organism in Eukaryota, Metazoa, Chordata, Actinopteri, Cyprinodontiformes, Goodeidae. The transcript has 13 exons.